This is a messenger RNA of Triticum aestivum (bread wheat), 1070 nucleotides long. RefSeq names its product zinc finger CCCH domain-containing protein 14-like. The record is from RefSeq and is a predicted model, not a curated record. Gene Ontology annotation, molecular function: metal ion binding; mRNA binding. Lineage: Eukaryota; Viridiplantae; Streptophyta; Magnoliopsida; Poales; Poaceae. The coding region runs from base 119 to 955 and encodes 278 amino acids. The transcript is spliced from 3 exons.
CGUACAGCGACCGUCUUGCGGUUAAUUCUUUCUCGACUUAUGCGAUUAAGUUGACCGGACGAUCGUUGCAAGGGAGGAGGAGGAGAGGGAUGCCGUCAUCGCGAGGCGGACGGAGAGGAUGGCGUACUCGAGGGAGCUCCUGCUCGCCGUCGGCAGCUUGGAGGCAUGCAAGCUGCUGCCCGCCGACGCCGACUUGGCCAAGCACCCCGAUGACGCCGCACUGUGGGUUCCUUCCCAAACUCUGGCUGGAGGUGCUCCUGGAGGCCUAGGGGAUCCGGAAUUGCCUCGGCGAAACCGAGCAGAGCCGGAGGAGUUUCAAGCAGGCGCAGGAAGCAAAUCCAAGCCAUGCGUCAGGUUCUUCAGCACCGCAGGUUGCCGCUUUGGUUCCAACUGCCACUUCAUCCACGACAUCCCGGCCGGCUCCCAUGCCGUCGCAGAAACGAGCAUCCCGAGUGGUCCAGCUCCGGCUCCAGCACAAGACGAGGAGGAGCUUGUCAGGCUCAAUCCAACGCCGCCACCCCUGGUCAUGGACAAACCAAGGCCCACCGGCGACCAUGCACUCAGAGCACCGACGCCGCCCAACGCAGCUCCGGCGAUGUCCAAGAUCACCGUGGACGCGUCCCUCGCGGGCGCUGUCAUCGGGCGGGGCGGAGCGACCAUCAGGGAGAUAUCCCGGGCCAGCGGCGCCAGGCUGCGCAUCCGCGACCACGAGCGGGACGCCGGCUUGAAGAACGUGGAGCUGGAGGGCACGCCCGAUCAGAUCAGGCACGCCAGCGCUAUGGUCUGGGAGCAUCUCCCGGUGCUCGGCGGAGGGCGAUAUAACGGCGUCAAGACCAGGCUGUGCGCGCACUUUGCCAGAGGAUCCUGCACGUAUGGCGACGGCUGCCGCUUUGCCCACAGCGAGAGCGAGCUACGCAGGCCGGCUCCUGCUCCUCGAGAUCCGUGUGGUUGGUAGCGGUCCAUCGACCGCUGGAUGAGACCAGUGUAACUCUAAACUUUUUUUUUUUAGAAAAGGAAGUGUAACUCUAAACUUGGGAUUAUGCCGUCGAUUUUAUGGAUUUUGUACUGCA